AUGUCUGCAGUCAGCAGUCGCAAUCAAAAAAUGGAACAACAGCGCCUGCUAAUGGAGGCCUACAUACGACAAAAGCGCGCCUCACCCGGCAUGGUGCAGGCCAGUGACUUACAAAUAACCCGUCCUAUGUCUGGGCUACGCACAUCGACGGCCAAUAGCCGUGAGCUGCACGCCUACGACGGUCCAAUGCAAUUCAUCAGCUCCCCACACAACCCCGACCAGUUACUAAGUAAUACCACCAGCACCGCCGCCGCCACCACCAACAUAAACACCAACACCAACACAAACUCUAUGUAUACCACCGCCAUCUCGACAAGCAACCAUUCGACUACGGGCUCAAAUGGCCGCCCACAUAGCAGCAUAGCGAAUAGCAUGCGCUCGCGCACAACACAGAUGACCGGACAUAACCUCAGUAGCAAUCAGGAUGAUUUGAUUGAGGAGAUCUCCUCACACGACCUGGAGGAUGACGAAAGUAGUCCCGUCAAUCAUGUCGCCACCAAUGGACAACGCCAAAGACAACGCCAGCAACAGCAAUUGCACCAACAUCAACAACGUUCAUACAGUCACGAACAGGAUAGCAGCACACUGGACGAAGAUGAUUAUGCGAAUCGUAAUACCAUAGAAGAGGCGGCACCCAUUAUGCCCUUGAAUCACAGUAUUGCAUCUCAAACGAACAGCGCCAUCACCACCAAUACUAACACAAAAUCGAUAGCCGGUGCGGUACGUAACUCAUCGGCGCACUCGGCCGGUUCGGCCAACAACACUGCCAACUAUUCGAACAGUGCUCAAGAAACUGGAGCUGACGCUGGCGGUGAACCGGAAGGCGAUCUCGUCGGCAACAUCGAACAGUUUGUCAUGCAACCGGCGGCGCAGGGUGUGCUCUUCAAGUGUCGCAUCACACGUGAUCGUAAGGGUAUGGAUCGUGGUCUCUUUCCGAUCUACUAUUUACAUUUGGAGCGGGAUUAUGGCAAGAAAAUAUUUCUGUUGGGUGGUCGCAAACGGAAGAAGAGCAAAACAUCAAAUUAUAUAAUUAGCUGCGAUCCUACGGACCUGUCACGUAAUGCGGAGGGUUUCUGCGGCAAGUUACGCUCAAAUGUGUUCGGUACCUCUUUUACAGUAUUCGAUAACGGCAGUAAAGAUAGUACGGAGAAUCCACGUCUCGAUUUGGCGGUUAUCAUUUAUGACACCAACAUACUCGGUUUCAAAGGACCACGCAAUAUGACAGUCAUACUGCCCGGCAUGACGGAGGAAGAUCAGCGCGUCAAAAUCAGUUCGGCCGAUCCCAAGCAACAGGGUAUACUCGAUUUGUGGAAGGUGAAGAAUAUGGACACCAUUGUGGAGCUGCAUAACAAAACGCCCGUCUGGAAUGAUGAGACACAAUCGUAUGUGCUGAAUUUUCAUGGACGCGUCACACAAGCAUCGGUUAAGAAUUUUCAACUCGUACAUGAUUCAGAUCCUGACUACAUUGUGAUGCAAUUUGGACGCACCUCUGAGGAUGUAUUCACAAUGGAUUAUCGUUAUCCGCUGUGUGCAUUGCAAGCAUUUGCCAUAGCGUUGAGCAGUUUCGAUGGUAAAAUUGCGUGUGAGUAGGAGAAGAGAGCGAGAGGAAGGGCAGGGAGGAAGAGCGGAGAGACACAGAGCAGAGAGAGUGGAGUGAGACAAAGCAGAGUUUGCAAAAAUUGCAGAGAUUAGAGAGUCAGAGAAGGGAGAAAGAGAGAGAGAGAGAGAGCAAAAAAAGGAUCAAAGGCACCAAAAAAUAAACUCAUUCAAAGACAAAGAAGUAUUUUUAGUGUUUCACAACAACAACAAACGUAUUUUUAGGCAAACGUAAUGAAAAAAAAAUUAAUCAAAAUUAUUGCAAAAUGCAGAGUACGGUUAUAAUCAAAAAAGUGCAUAAAUUUAUUAUAUUAGAAAAAAAAAACACUGUAAAACGGUUGCCUUAGUUGAGAGCGUUCAAAGGCGCGGGGACACAUAUGGAUAUGUACGUUUGUAUGUACGUGCACCGACUUGAUUUACACUAAUAUUUUUUUAUAAAACCUUUUAAGUGAAGAAAUAACAAGUUUAACAAGGAUAUAACAAAUAGAGGAAACAAAGAAAAAUUGAAGAUAUUUAUACAGUUGAAUAUAACAAAAAGAUAGAAACACUCAUAAUUCUACAAAAACCAAAACCGACGAAUAUUUUAAGUAAAAAAAAAAAAAUUAGAAAAAAUGUUAUUGAAUUUUCUACGAAAUUUCAUCGCUUUGGGUUGACGAUAUCGACGAGAUCACUUCGCGCUUCUCAGAAAGCCGCCUGUAUAAACUUGCUGUGAGACUACUCCGCAUUUCAUUGCUCUAACGCGCUCCAUCUGAGAGCUGUCACAAUAGUCUCCUACUCAGUUAAAGGGAACGAAGAUUAUGGGGGUUCGGUCAAAAACGAAAGUUUGUGGUUUUCAGGUUUCGAACAGACGAUUAUUGUUACGCGGAGACUUAUUUUAUGGAGCAUUUUGUACAUUAGAUACGUCGGGAUCGAGUCUAAUUUUCUAGGAGUUCAACCGACUACAGCAAAGUAGUACUUAGGGCUAAGUUGCGCUAAUAUGACGCGGGUCUCACAUUGUAGCUCGAGGUGAAGAAAUCAAAUUUAAUGCUGUGGUUAAUAAUUUGGUUUAGAUAUAAAGAUAAGAGUUCGCCAUUACUGGCUGAAAUUAAUUGCAGUCGAGAGGCCCAAAAUGCGAUCGGCUUUUCCAGCAAUUGAGCCGCUUCCAAAGCGACAAUCGUCUAGAGCUUAUCUGUGUAAACAAGUGACUAUACAUAAUCGCACAAAAAAUAGUCCGACCUUGGAGGCCACAGGCUCACGACGCGAGAGAAUGUGCUCUGAAAAGGUUUGUUUCAAAAAAUUGCUUGUUUCGUUGGCUGUAUGGCAUGUAGCGCCUUGUUGUCGGAACCGAAAACUCGUCCACAACAACAGCCUCCAAUUGAGGCACGAAAAAGUCAGUCAUCGUGACUCUAUAGCACACUACAUUCCUAAAGAAAAAUAAUGGCCAUUUGAAGAUGUAACGUUGCUACCACAAUGGCUUGUGGAUUAUCAGCACUCCAAAUGGGUCUAUAAUGUUUAUUGGCGUAUCCAUUCAACCAAAGCUGAGCUUCCUCGCUGAAAACAAAAUUUUCUUAUGAAAAUCGACUUCGCUGGCAAUCUCGUUUUGGGUCAAGUCACCGAAAGUGCGUCCAAUUUGUGAAAUUUAAAGACGCUGACGAAUUUUUAUGACCUGACUAUUUCUGGAUUUUCAUCUAGACAGGAUUCAAGCCCAUUAACUUUCGCAUAGUAGCACGCAAUACUUUUCAUAUGCUUUCAAAGGCGUCCAUGCUCCUAAAUUCCUCCACGUUGUCUGCAUAGACAAUUCCCAGACAACCAUACUCCACCAAUUUAUCCAGUAUAUAUUUCAUGUACUUGGCACACAGCGCGCAGAGCAGAGAAGACAAUUGUCUAUAGGGUAUCUCUGUUGUCUCUAUGAUAAUCACAGAUAGUACAUUACACCUCCGAUAAGACAGUUCUGUUCUGAAGUAGAUUAUAAAAUGAAAAUGACUCUCAAAUUUAAGAAUGCAGCACGGUAUCUACCGAACUUUUCUUACAAUAAGCUGUCUGAACGGUUGAGUCGGUUGUUGAUUCCCUCUAAACACCUUUAAGACAAAUAAUUGUGAUAGAAGGAUGGCUGAUGGUUGCUUCUGAAACCUUUUCGAGUCACAAAGUGAAGUCAAGUCAACGUUCACCUAGUCUUUGCAGUUUCCAUCAUCGAUGAUUUCAUCCAAAACUUUCAGAGCUGGGUAUAUUAAAUUCGGAAAGAUUGCGUAAAUGCUUUGGAGUCUCUCACAGAUUUUUCAGUUCACUGCAGCUUGCGUAAGUCAAGACAAAUUUCGUGAAUCACAAUAACUCUAUUUUGGCGACGAUAAUCCCACUUCGGCAUCUCUAACGACAUUAAGGCUCACAACCUUUCUUCUACGCUUAAUCCUCACAUUUAUUUAUCGAAAAUCGAUAGGCAUUGAAAAGUUUAUAUUCGUAGCUAAAUUUCUGGCAAACGUCCUUGUUGGUCCUUGGCGCCAACUCGACCAAACAAUGUCGUCUCAAGUCUCUAACUUCAAUUUAAUUUAAAUUAUUAUUAUGUUGUAGACUCUCUGUUUUUUUUCUCAUUG
Molecule: messenger RNA, 4163 nt
Organism: Ceratitis capitata (Mediterranean fruit fly)
Lineage: Eukaryota; Metazoa; Arthropoda; Insecta; Diptera; Tephritidae
Gene: ktub
Product: protein king tubby
Exons: 6
Coding region: 1-1590 (529 amino acids)
Biological process (GO): protein localization to cilium
Cellular component (GO): cilium
Source: RefSeq, a predicted model, not a curated record